AUGAAUGCAAUAAAAUUCUAGAAUUUUAGAUAAUAAUUGCCAAUACUCAUUUAAAAAUGUGAAGAAAUUAAUGAAAUAUUUGGAUUUUCAUUAAGUGAAACACUUAUACUAUUGCAUUAUUUUAAAUGGAAUGAUUAUGCAUUAAAUGAUGUCUUAGCAAGUUCAGAAGAUUAUGAUGCUAUAUUAAUAAAAAGUGGUGCUAAAUCUGAUAAACAAUAUAAAGCUGAUAAAAUUUGCCCUAUUUGUAUUAAUGAUCAACCCUAAAUAACUUUAAGUUGUGGUCAUUCAGCCUGUAAGCCUUGUUUUGAAUUAUACUUAUAAGAAAAACUAAAAACAACAUCUUUUGUUAAUUGCUUUUAUUUAGGUUGUGCUUUGAAAAUUCCUUAUUCUUUUUAUUAAGAUAAUAAAGAAUAUAAAUAACAAUAUUUAUUAAGACUAGGUAAAGAUUAUAGAACUACUGUUAAAUGCUGCAAUAAUGAAGAGUGUGAAUAUUAUAUUCAAGACUUCCCAUUAGAUGAUAUUGUACAAUGUUUAUGUGGUACUAUAUUUUGUUUGAAAUGUGCUUAAGGAGAUCAUCGGCUUUUAAGUUGUCAAUAAUGUGUUGAAUGGAUUAAACUUUAUGAAGGCUCAACAAAUAUUUUAGGUUUCUUAAAUCAAGGUAAGUUUUGCCCAAAAUGCAAUUAGUUUAUUGAAAAGAAUUUUGGAUGUAAUCAUAUGACAUGCAAAAAACCUUUAGGAUGUGGAUAUGAUUUCUGUUGGAUAUGUCUAGAGGCUUGGUCUACUCAUUCUUUAAAAACUGGGGGCUAUUAUAAUUGCAAUAAAUAUAAUGAAUAAUAAAUUUCAGAAAAAAAUACAUUAAAACCUUAUUAAUCUAAUAAUAAAAAAUUAAUUUUCUAUGCUGUCAGAUAUGUUGGGCAUGAAAAAGGAUAAAUGGUAGCAAUAAAAAAAUAAAAAAAAUUUUAUUCCUAUGUUUAAAAAAGUUAACUGGAUGAUUCUUAUAAAAAAUUACUAAAAGAUUGCUAUCAAUAUAUUAUUUAAGCCAGAAUUUCAUUAAAAUGGACCUAUGUAUAUGCAUAUUUCUAACAAUAACCUAAGCCUUUGUUUGAAUUUGGACAAGCUGAUUUUGAGAGAUACUGUGAAAAACUACAUGAAAUUUUGGAACUUACCAUCUAUCCUAAUAUAAAAAUUAAAAAACCUAUAAAUGAAUACUAUCAAAAGUUAACAAAUUAUUUUAAUUUAGCAAAGCAGGUAAUUAAAAAAUUAUAUUAUUUAGUUUUAAAAUAAAUUUCUCUCAGAGAUGGCUUCAAAAAAAUGA
Messenger RNA from Paramecium sonneborni, 1315 nucleotides. The record is from the annotation of a GenBank genome assembly. NCBI's taxonomy places the organism in Eukaryota, Ciliophora, Oligohymenophorea, Peniculida, Parameciidae.